This is a messenger RNA of Vitis vinifera (wine grape), 1520 nucleotides long. Its product is annotated as F-box protein SKIP23. Gene Ontology annotation, molecular function: protein binding. NCBI's taxonomy places the organism in Eukaryota, Viridiplantae, Streptophyta, Magnoliopsida, Vitales, Vitaceae. The record is from RefSeq and is a predicted model, not a curated record. The coding region runs from base 282 to 1454 and encodes 390 amino acids. The transcript has a single exon.
AAGCGACACUAUCCUAGUGAGGCAAGGCCCGUCUCAAGAGAACAGCCUUUAAGAAAGAGUAGAGUUUCUGCAACCCCUUUCCAAGUUCUAAAUAUAAAAUGGAAUAUAUGCAUAGAUUUUGUCUCCGUGUGGAGACUUAAAAGAAAAACUUUGAAAGACUUGUGAAAUGAUCCUUUGUCUUCACUUGGGCAAAGUAAAAAACUUGAAGCACUUCACAGAAUAUUCCUUUUUUCAAGAGCAAUAGUCUUUGAAUCAAUCCCGAUCAGUAGAUUUGAGGGAGUAUGCAGGCACAAACUCAAUCAAGAAAGCGUCAACUCAACUCAUCCAUGGCAAGAUGGUCUCAACUCCCCAAAGACCUCCUUCUCCUAAUUGCCCAGCGCCUGAAUACCCAUUUCGAUCUCCUCUGUCUCCGAUCAGUCUGCUCCUCCUGGCAUGCUUGUGUCCCCUCCAGACCCCACCCACUCCCUUCCCGUUUCCCGAUCCUUCCCACCAAUGGAACCUCCUGGGGUUUAUAUCUUUCUAGGCGCACAAUUCUGUGUCUUGGAUUACCUGAAUCUCACUGCCAACCCACCAUCGGCUCCUGGCUGAUCAAAGUUGAAGAAGAUGUCCCUGAUAUGGCACACCUGGUGAACCCACUCUCCACAUUUCAAUUCAAACAUCUUCCACCAAAUUUCCCAAAAACUUUUGACUUUUCCAGGUUUCGGGUCUCUGAAUUAGGGCAAGAGUAUGUCCUUCAGUACAUGAAUCAUCGUCCAUCUGGAGAGGCUGAUGAGGGGAGCUUGCACAAGGGUAAGGUUGCUUUUUCUAGCACCAGCAAUGGUGAAGAUUUUGUAAUGCUUACAAUUCAUGUGUCUGGAAAAUUGGCCAUGUUUAGGCAUGGAAACAAAAGGUUGAAAACAAUUGAUGAUAUGCCAUCUUGUGAUGAUUUGAUAUUCUUUAAUGGAGAAUUCUAUGCCGUUGAUAACACUGGAAGGACUGUAGUUGUGGCCAUUGGAUCACCUCCAGUUCUAAGUUUGAUCGCUGACUCAGUGAUUGGUGGCAACAAGAAGAGCUUGGUUGAGUCCAAUGGCGAAUUGUUGAUGGUCAACACAUACUUUGAUCAAGGGAUUCAUGGCAUAAUGAAUAGAGCAGUCCGGUUUAAGGUUUUCAAGCUAAAUCAAAUUGGGCAUAUGUGGGUUGAGGUUGAAAACUUGGGUGAUCGAAUCCUGUUUUUGGGUGAGAAAAGUACAUUCUCAGCUGUGGCUUCUGAAUUUUGUGGGUGUGAAGGGAACUGUAUUUAUUAUACAAACAGCUUCUUCUUCCCAAAUGACCAAGAAGAUGAUGCAUAUACAGGAAUAGGUAUAUUCAACUUAGAGAAUGGUAAUUUGGGGCCUUUAUCGAGUUUUCCCAAUUAUUCCAAGGUGAUUUGGUCACCGCCAGCUUGGGUUUAUAUCGAUAAUAUCGGAGAUAUAUGAUGCUCCUUUGCCUGGGAAAUGUACUCUCUUGAAUACAAAACAUUGAAUUUUGUUUACAGUGUUUGC